Messenger RNA from Terrapene triunguis (Three-toed box turtle), 948 nucleotides. Its product is annotated as OX-2 membrane glycoprotein. Gene Ontology annotation, molecular function: cell-cell adhesion mediator activity. The record is from RefSeq and is a predicted model, not a curated record. NCBI's taxonomy places the organism in Eukaryota, Metazoa, Chordata, Testudines, Emydidae. The transcript is spliced from 5 exons. The coding region runs from base 1 to 948 and encodes 315 amino acids.
AUGCAAGUGCAUGCAGAUUCUUUGACUUCAGUGGAGCUGUGCUGGCUUAACACAGGCUCUCUGCAGGUAGUUCAUAGGAAGGUCCAAUCGUCCAAGACCGGAGAAAAUGUUACUUUCCAAUGCCAGCUUGUCAUGGAUCAUGAAGUGCUGCAAGUCACCUGGCAGAAGGAGAGUGGAGAGGGCAAAGGCAACAUAGCAACCUACAGCAGGAUUAACGGCCACAGAAUCCUGGGUAACUAUAGCAGCCGUGUGACCUUCACCCAGAGCGAGCUGACAGUCUCUGCCAUUACUGUUCAUGCAGUCACCCUGCAGGAUGAAGGCUGUUAUAAAUGUAUCUUCAAUACGUUUCCCAUGGGAUCCAUUACAGGCAGGACAUGCCUCAAGGUUUACGCAAUAUCGGAGCCCAAACUGGAGGCCAAGCUUGUGUCCAGUCCAGACAGUGGUGAGGAGAAGGUGCUGGAAAUAAGCUGCUCAGUAACAGGGAAACCAGCUCCAAUGAUCAGCUGGAACCUGUCCCAUCGCCUUCAGCAGGAGCCAGGACAGUAUCUCAUCAAUCACUCAGACCAGACUGUGACUGUUAUCAGCAAUUUCACACAUGACCCCUCCAGGAUUCACUGGGAGAACCCAGCUGGCUGUGUGAUCCAACAUCCGCUCCUAAACCUGACGCUGACUCUGUCCAAGGAUGGGCAGGUCCAGGGCCAAUCAGCAACAGUCGACGCUGUAACAAUCUACAUAUUGGUUGCUUUGAUUCCCUUGGGGUUCUUGUUCAUCUGCUUCUGCAUCUUGUUCAUCCGCUGGAAGCGACAACACCAAAUGGAUAGAAACAAAGCUGAUCUAUGUUGGGUUCUUCCCUUAUGCACCAAGGACAUGAGGCAUGGACAGUGCACAAAAAAUGAUAAACAAGGCCCUGACAAGCUUCCUCCCUUAAAAGCCCUCUUGGACAGAUGA